CUCGUGUCAACUUUUUUGUGUGUCCCGGAGCGAAUGAGUUUCCAGCGCUUGCUUCUCCCGCUACUCGUUCUGCAAACGAACUGGGUGAAUCAUAUUGACAAGGAGGUUUGUGUUUCGAGGGGAUUCCGCACCCAGUUUAGAAAAAUGAACCGUUUUCUGGGGAGAGUCCGGAACGGGAGGACCCAGGCACCGCCCCGGCCGGUGGUGGAUUGUGCACGAGAGUCGGUCACUGGUGUGUGGCUGCUUCGGAACGGUCGUAAAGGUCCUUCGACGGCACUCGACGGGACGGCUCUUUCUCCCGAGGUGGAGUUCGAGACGACGCAAAAACCGCCCUUCCAUGCACACAAGAGAAGAUUCUGUCCACUGUGUUUCCAGCAACCCGUGUUAAGGGGCAGCAGUGGAGUCUCCAGUUCGGUCGUGCCCGGACUAGCUAGUUGGCCUUCAAGGGACUUCUUCUUGUCAGCGGACGGCCGCAAAAGUUACCCUGUUCUUCAAAUCCUUUUCGAGAGAGGGUUUUGAGGGGCUUAGAAUGGAGUGUGUGGCCGCUCUUCGGGAAGGGAAUCGACCUCGGUGAAAAGGAGGCGGAGGAAAUAGUGACUCCUCGUUCUUUUUCCCUGGCUCGCGGCCUCUGACUUUUUGCGUGCACGCCAACUGGUUUUCACCUUUUCCUCCCGUUCCUCUCCACGUUGAGUCUGCAUCACCGGGAAACUGUCUGUGUGCCUUCAAGCGCGCAUGCCCGCGUCCAAAUGAGAGGCAACUGCCUGGUUUCUUUCGACUACCCGUGUGUUUCUUCGUGCCACGCCUCUCAGUUGCUGACCCACCACACCCUAGCGAGUCCGUUGUUCUGAAUCACCUCGUUUCUCCCUGCCGCCGCAUUGCCCAGAUACAAAGCGGAGAACCACACUUCUCGUUUCUUUCAGGGAGAAGAUCUGAAGGGAUCUGACGCUCAAGUGACUCAAACCUGCGUUUCCCGCAACCCUCUUUCGGCCGUGACAACCAUGAAAUCAUCGACUGGGGGUCCAGGCCACGCCGCGGUCUUUGUUUUUUGCUGCGAAAAAGUUCGCAGACCUGAGAGUGCCCGCGAAGCCUCCUGCAUCGCGUCUGCAAGAGCGCCAAACGCGACGCGGCCCUCGCCACUCGCCUUCUGCACUCUGCGAACGCUUCGCUGCCUGCAGUACGUGGUGGCAGCGGGCGCUGUGUUGCUGCUCGUGACAGGGUUCGACAGCGUGUCCGGCGCCAUUUCUUUGCCUCCGCAGUCGACUUGGGUCUGUCGCAUCUCCGAAACGAAUCAGCGCUGCGCCGACGUCUACGCCAACACAGCGACGGGCGAGAAGCACGGCGUCUGCCGAGAGGGCGACUGUUGCUCGCGCACAGCUUUGUCGCCGAGCUUCGAGUUUGGCGACGUGUGCAAGCCGAAGGGAAGCUCGGACUGCAGGUCGUACAAAGAUAACUACAGCUUCGGAAAAUGCGAUUUAGCGCAUUUCUGCGGCAAGUGCUCGACGCGCUCGCUCUGCAAGCUGGACAGCUCGGAGAACGGCGGCGUGUACUGCCAGUGCCCGGCACCUAGCGAGGGCAACGGCCUGACCUGCAAAGGGGAUCCUUGUGCAAGUGCUCCUUGCGCGAACGGGACCUGUUCGCCGCGUCCAGACGACCCGAACGACUACCAGUGCGACUGCUACCCCGGGUUCAGUGCAGUGAAGAACGCUAACGGCGUCGUCAAGUCUUGCGUGGACGUCUGCGCCACGAACGUCUGCGGUGAGGGCGCACUUGCGUGCUACAACGGAGAGGCCGGCCACAUCUGUGCAUGCAAAGAAGACUACGUCACCGUGACGGUGGACGGAAACGACACCUGCGUUAUGCCUGACCUUUGCGCCGUCAACCCCUGCGGAGACUCGACUGCAGUCGAGUCCUGUGUUACGGUGUCCUCCAACGAAUACCGGUGCACUUGCAAGGCUGGCCACGUGGUGAAGACGGACCGGAGACGUUCGUACUGCGCGAGAGAGUAAAAACAGCGCACUCCAGUGAAUCGAACGCACAACGGCGCUAAAGGUGCACACAACUGCGCGGAAACAUGCGGUUGUGUGUCUUCGCGACAGCCGAAAUCCCUUCUUCUGAUAUUUGACUCCGAGCACACAGAGGGACGGGUUUCUGUGUUCCUCGUCCAUGUAGACGACGGCAAGAGUAAAACCCGCUGCGGAUCUCGGAGAAACUGAUUCACGCAGGGACCGUUUUCCACCUUUGUGUGUGUGUGUGUGUAACUCGCGGUCUGGCACAUGGGGAGAAGCGGUAUCGAAUGUAUCCUCGCAUUUUUAUCUUCCGCUAAAAAGGUUUAAUUUCUCUUUUUUUUAUCUUCUUAAGGACACGAAACGCCUGAUUUUUUAGACACAUGUCCACACGCUGUCAUGGCGGGCGGCUGUGUCGGUUCGGUUGUUUCACGGCAUCCAGGAGACGGUCCAGUAAUUGAAGCUCUGCAGUUUCUGUACGCCCACCACGAAAAAUCAAUAGGGCCUCAGUUUCCGGGAACAAUCCCGCCUGUUACAAUUUUCCUAGAACGUCGACAAGAGAGUGUUUCUGUAUACCUGAAGGCGUUGCGCCAGAAUUCCACGUGCUGAAGGCUGCCUUGCGCACAUUCAUAAAAUGAUCUUUCGAGCUUUUCACUGCACUUCCCUCUCUUUAGCCUAGUCUCAGUUCCAGCGUUUUCCUGAAACUGACUCAUCAUCAUGGACGCUUCCUCAGAAGAGUCUUCCGCUGCCCCCCAGUCGACCGAUGUUCCUUCGGCUGUGGCAACCAGUGGAGAGCGUUGAACCCUUUAAAAUGUAUAUAGUGG
This is a messenger RNA of Toxoplasma gondii ME49, 2827 nucleotides long. RefSeq names its product EGF family domain-containing protein. Lineage: Eukaryota; Apicomplexa; Conoidasida; Eucoccidiorida; Sarcocystidae. The record is from RefSeq and is a predicted model, not a curated record. Gene Ontology annotation, cellular component: membrane. The transcript has a single exon. Gene Ontology annotation, molecular function: calcium ion binding. The coding region runs from base 999 to 2006 and encodes 335 amino acids.